Entrophospora sp. SA101 is the source of this 591-nucleotide messenger RNA. NCBI's taxonomy places the organism in Eukaryota, Fungi, Glomeromycota, Glomeromycetes, Entrophosporales, Entrophosporaceae. The record is from the annotation of a GenBank genome assembly.
AUGGAAUUAGACCCUAAACCUCCUAAAAAAAACAAAAAAACAACUAAAAUGGAAUAUAGGUAUUUAGGGCACAGCGGGCUUAAAGUAUCGGUUCUUUCUCUUGGUGGGUGGGUAACUUUUGGUGGCCAAGUUUCUCCUGAAAUUACAAGAGAAUGUAUGCAAGUAGCGUUUGAUAAUGGAAUAAAUUAUUUUGAUACAGCCGAGGUAUAUGCCGGUGGGAAAUCUGAAUUAGAUAUGGGUAAUGCAAUCAAAAUGUUGAAUUGGAAACGUUCAGAUUUUGUAAUAUCAACAAAAAUAUUUUGGGGUGGAAAAGGCCCUAAUGAUAGAGGGUUAUCUAGGAAACAUAUUGUCGAAGGGUUGAAUGCUUCUUUAAAAAGAUUAAGUUUAUGUUAUGUAGAUAUAGUAUUUGCACAUCGACCAGAUCCUGAUACUCCAAUGGAAGAAAUAGUUAGAGCAUUUAAUUUUGUGAUUGAUCAGGGUAAAGCAUUUUAUUGGGGAACAUCUGAAUGGCCUGCAUAUCAGAUCGUUGAAGCACAUGGUAUAGCAAAUAGAUUGGGUCUCAUACCUCCAUUGGUCGAACAAGUAAGUUGA